AUGGACCUGCCGUCCGGCUUUCAUCUCUUUCCAUUCCUGCCCCCAGAGAUUCGGCACAAGGUGUGGGAGGCGCACCUGACAGACCCCGGCGUCAACUUUCUCAAGGUCGAACCCGUCGACGGAGCCUGGAACUGGGGAUCGACGCCUCCCUGGCCAGGCACACACCUUGGCGACGGUGACGGCGUCGGGCACGGCGUCGGGCACCAGAACAAUGGUGAAAACGACAUCGACGACGUCGACAGGGUCCUACUACUCGAGUCCCAGGCUCAGCAUCGGUCUCCGUCUCCUCCGUCUCGCCUCCCCUCGCUCCCAACUCCCCUUCACCAUCCCCCGCCUCGGGCUCGUCCAUGGCCGAUGCUGACGGCCGAGCUGGUCGCGAGCAACCCCAACCACCAAGUCGACAUAUCCAACUACGUGGCCCUGUACAAGCGUCUGGCCAUCCUCUGCGACGUUGAUAGGGAGACGGAUGCCUUGACGCGGAGCCUCUGGCACCGACCAAAAGCCCUCCGGCUUGGCAACGGAAACAUCGUGGCGCUCCAAGGCUCGCCCGACCUGGUAUGCCUCGAAUACCUGCCACCCCAACUCUUCAACUCGGACGGCAACCUUGACUUCCAGCUCGAUUGCCCGGGGCUUGACUCGAUCAAGCGGGCCGCCGUUAAGUUCUCGCCAAUUUGGCACCCCAAAGUCUUGGCCCCCAAGGGCGGCGCCGAUUGCGCAAAGCCCGACGAGGUCUUGGACCGAGGACGGUACCCGGCGCACCUGUAUCAGCUCCUUGCCAGGCACUUUCCCAAGCUCGAAGAGUUUUAUCUGAUCGAUUAUUUCAUCGUCAAAAGAAAGGAUGACGACGAGAUGCCGCCACCACAACGAGAGCAGCCGUCUCGCGGAGACGGGUCUCUUCGAAAAUUCCGCGCCCGAGGCCGACUGUUCCACGAGAUGAGCAGCGACGGCUCCAGCAACGGAUCGUGGAAGAUGGACCCGAAAACGCGUGGCAUUUGCGCCUGGCUGCGGGAAUCCUUCGUACGCUACGCCAACGGGAGCUCGUUCGGCCGGCACGAGAGCCCCGAGACGGUUCGGUUCGGCAUCCUCGCCUGCGACUGGAGCAUCCCCGUCCCUUGUCUACUUCGACCGAGGCCCGGGCCCACGAUCCCUGGCCAUCGAAAGCCGACGCGCCCGCGAAGGGGCGCUCCAAGCAAGAUGUUUAUUCAAGCAGCGGCCAAGAUGGUUCGUCACUCAUGCAACAGUCGCGCCCACGAGAUUCCCCGAUCGCUCACGGGCCGUCGAGUCGUCGCAACCUGCCACCGCUUCCUGAGCGUUGCCGGCACGUGCCGCAACUUUACGCCAUCUGUUCCACCACGGCGGAAUAGAGUGGAUGCGUCAGUUCCAGCGGAGAGACCGUGGCGGUUUGGUGGUCGGAGGGAGAGCACCGGCAGCGCCGAGUUCGAAUUUGGCGCCGAGCGCGAAAGCAACUACCUGUUCACGUUCGAAGUGCGACGGGCACUAGCCGAAGGAUGA
Messenger RNA from Drechmeria coniospora, 1512 nucleotides. RefSeq lists its product as uncharacterized. Lineage: Eukaryota; Fungi; Ascomycota; Sordariomycetes; Hypocreales; Ophiocordycipitaceae. The record is from RefSeq and is a predicted model, not a curated record. The transcript has 2 exons. Bases 1 to 1512 code for a protein of 503 amino acids.